AUGUCCAAGUCUUCAGUUAAUCUCUUCUUUCUCCUUGCCAUUGUUGUAGUAAGUCUAUUCAUAACCCAAGCAGUAGCGGUUUCUGUACAAGACAAAGGAAAACACACUCACUACAAAUACACUGUCUACAUUCUCAAUGGCUGUGAAAGCGGAAUCGAGAUGCCUAUACAUGGGCAAUGUUUCCAUGUAGGCAAUUUUACCUUGAUUAGAUUGUGGCAGCAGUACCAUUGGAGUUUCUCUGUCAGCUAUACUAAAGAUGUUACUUAUCAAUGUAACUUAUCUAGGGGUUAUUCGCGUUCUCAACGGCAGAGCAUCAUAGCUUUUAAUCUUGAUAGAGAUUCUGAUGAACGGAGGUGUGGUGGAACCGGAGAGUGUUACUGGAAAAUCACUGAGGUCGGUAUAUACUUUGGCAACAAUAAUUCUACUUGGACUAAGGCUUAUAAUUGGUCGUCAAUUUCUGAUCACAAUAAUAGUCGUUUCGUCCAACCACAACAAUUGCCGAAAAGUGCAUCGCCUUAA
Molecule: messenger RNA, 519 nt
Organism: Ricinus communis (castor bean)
Lineage: Eukaryota; Viridiplantae; Streptophyta; Magnoliopsida; Malpighiales; Euphorbiaceae
Exons: 1
Coding region: 1-519 (172 amino acids)
Source: RefSeq, a predicted model, not a curated record